This is a messenger RNA of Notolabrus celidotus (New Zealand spotty), 668 nucleotides long. Its product is annotated as protein 4.1-like. The coding region runs from base 180 to 668 and encodes 162 amino acids. The transcript is spliced from 3 exons. NCBI's taxonomy places the organism in Eukaryota, Metazoa, Chordata, Actinopteri, Labriformes, Labridae. The record is from RefSeq and is a predicted model, not a curated record.
GUUGGUCAACUCCAGUCCGAGCCUCGUUGUGAGACUCCACCCAUUUACGAGCAUCGGACACCUUCAGCAGCACAACAAAGCAUGUGUCGCUCCGCAACAUUGUUUCUCCUCUGAACGUGCGGAAUAUAGGAUUUAUCGGAUUUUAAAGCAGGUUUCCUUCCCAUUGAUGAAAAUCCUAGAUGGCUACCAUGACAACAGAGGCGAGUGCGGUGAGCGAGGCGGACACUGAGGGCAAGCAGAAGGCCAGCGGCGCUGAGCCAGAGCCUGAACCCGAGCCAGAGAACAAGCAGAAACCAGAGGCGGCGGCGUCCGAGCCGGAGGGGGAGUCUUCGAGCAAGAAGGCCCAGGAGCAGUCCUCUGAGCCUGGGCCUGCUGAUGUAGCUACUUCCACUGAGGAGGAGCAGCUCAAGCCUCGUACCCGCACCUCCGCUGGCAAAGGACUGUCUCGCCUCUUCUCCUCUUUCCUCAAACGGCGCUCACAGUGCUCCGAGGGAGAGGGGUUUGAAGCAGAGAAAGUAAGGGAGGACAAGGCAGACAAGGAGGAGAAAGCUGAAAAGACCGAGGAGGAAAAGGAGGAAGAAGUGAAGAGUGAAGAGAAGGAAGCUAAAGCAGAAGAGGAGAAACCAGAGGAGAAAACAGAGUGUGGACAGCUUGCUCAGCGAAAGUAA